Molecule: messenger RNA, 3169 nt
Organism: Patiria miniata (bat star)
Lineage: Eukaryota; Metazoa; Echinodermata; Asteroidea; Valvatida; Asterinidae
Product: gastrula zinc finger protein XlCGF26.1-like
Exons: 2
Coding region: 194-2119 (641 amino acids)
Biological process (GO): regulation of transcription by RNA polymerase II
Molecular function (GO): DNA-binding transcription factor activity; RNA polymerase II cis-regulatory region sequence-specific DNA binding
Source: RefSeq, a predicted model, not a curated record
UCCUGAAGGAAAAUCGUUUUUGUGGAAUAAAAGCCUCAAGAAACACAAGAUGACUUACACGGAUAAACAACCUUACAAGUUUACGAACAGCCUGAAACCACAUCUAAUGACCCUCACGGAUGAAAAACCGCACGCAUGCGACAUCUGCGGGAAAUCGUUCAUGUGAAAGAAUGAAAGCCUGAAGCGACACAAGAUGACCCACACCAGUGACAAGCAGUUCAGAUGUGACAUCUGUCAACAAUCUUUCAAAUGGAAGAAACACCUUAAGCGCCACCAGAUGACCCACACCAAUGAGAAACCGUACGCAUGCUACAUCUGCGGGACAUCGUUCGCGCUGCAUGACAACCUCAAACGACACAAGAUGACCCACACUAAUGAGAAACCGUUCACUUGCGACAUCUGCGGAAAAUCGUUCACCACAAGUGGAAGCCUCAAGCGACAUAAGAUGACCCACACCAACGAAAAACCAUACGCAUGCAACAUCUGCGGGAUGUCGUUCACAAACAGUGGAAACCUAAAGAGACACCAGAUGACCCACACGGAUGACAAACCGUUCCUAUGUGACAUCUGUGGACAAUCUUACAAAUAUAUGAAGUACCUUCAGCAACACCAGAUGACCCACUCCAAUGAGAAACCGUACACAUGCGACAUUUGCAGCACAGUUUUCGCGUGGCGCUCUAACCUAGAAAGGCAUCGUAGAUUUCACACCAAAAAGACCCUCAUGGAUGAAAAACCGUACGCAUGCGACAUCUUCGUCGGGAUAUCGUUUGCGCAGAAUGGAGACCUCAAACAACACAAGAUGACCCACACUAACAACAGGGAGAGAGUGUUUGCUUGUGACUUCUGUGGCAAAGGGUUUGACGCGAAAAGAUAUCUUCGGCGACAUGAGAUGAUCCACACCAAUGAGAAACCGUACGAAUGCGACAUCUGCGGGAAAUCGUUCACGCAAAAUGGAAACCUCAAGCAACACAAGAUGAUCCACAAAGAUGACAAACCAUUCACAUGCGACAUCUGUGGAAAAUCUUUCAAACUUAGGCAAAACUUUACUAAACAUAAGAUGACCCACACCAACGAGAAACCGCACGCCUGUGACAUCUGCGGGAUAUCGUUUGCGCAGAAUGGAGACCUCAAGCGACACAAGAUGAUCCACACCAACGAAAAACCGUACGCAUGUGAAAUCUGUGGAAAAUCGUUCUUGCUUAAUUCAAGCCUCAAGCAACACAAGAUGACCCACACCAAUGAGAAACCGUACGCAUGCGAAAUCUGCGGGAAAUCGUUCUCGCAAAGUGGAAGCCUCAAGCAACACAAGAGGACCCACACUAAUGAAAAACCGUACGCUUGCGACAACUGUGGAAACUCGUUUACGCAGAAUGGACAUCUCAAGCAACACAAGAUGACCCACACCAACGAGAAACCGUAUCCAUGCGACAUUUGUGGAAAAUCGUUCAAGCGCAAGGACAACAUUAAAAUGCACCAGAAGAUCCACACCAACAACAGGGAGAGAGUAUUUGCUUGUGACAUCUGUGGCAAACGGUUCGACGUGAAAUGCAAUCUUCGGCGACAUGAGAUGGUCCACACCAAUGAAAAACCGUACAAAUGCGACAUCUGCGGGAAAUCGUUCAGGCAAAAUGGAAACCUCAAGCUACACAAGACGAUCCACACCAAUGACAAACCAUUCACAUGCGACAUCUGUGGAAAAUCCUUCAAACUUAGGCAUCACUUUAAGCAACACAAGAUGAUCCACACAAACGACAAACCGUACGCAUGCGACAUCUGUGGAAAAUCGUUCACGCAACGUGGAAGCAUCAAGCAACACAAGAUGACCCACACCAAUGAGAAACCGUACGCGUGUACCAUUUGUGGCAAAUCUUUCACUGGGAGCUCGGACUUACUAAGGCACCGUAGGAUCCAUACCAAUGAGAAAUCGUACACAUGCGACAUUUGUGGCAGAUCUUUCGUUCGGAGCUCGAACCUAGAGUGGCAUCGUAGAAUUCACAUCGAAGAAAACCGCGUCUUUCAGACUUGCGAAAAGCCUCAACAAAGACCUGAAGACGCACACCAUGGAGGAAGCAUUUGUUCAACAGGAAUAAGUCGAAUUGCAAUUAUAAAUGUACCGUAGGAGUCGCUGGUAAUGGUUUAUUAUAAAACGACACGCGCUUUUGUUGGCUAUCGAGGAGCGUUGCAGAAGUCCAGCCGAGGACACGAAAAGUUCUAUGUGGGCAUUCAGUUUGCCAUUUGAAAUGGUGUUUCGGUGCCUUUUCGGUUGUUAUGUGAUUGCUGUCUUUAGCAAAGAAAGUAGCUAGAUUUGUUGAUACUUUGCUGCCAUGACUUUUCCUUGAUGAUUCGUUGUUAAUAAUAUCAUUACAUUGAUGCAUAAGCCAAUGAAUAACUCUUUUUCACAAAUGUUUUCAAUGAGAACAUUUUUGGUUCGCAACAUUUUUUGGUUCAGAAUGCAAUGUACCCUUAAACUUGACAGUGUCUUCUUGGAAUGACAUCACGGGAACAGCGCCCUCAGUUGUCCGGAAAAGCAUGGACAAUUUUAAACGUUUCAAGAAGUGCACUUUUCAAUAACAUGAGCCAAAAAGGGAAUGUCGCACAUUUUCAUAAAUUAAACAGGAGUAGAACAUUGCACUAACUUUGUUACUAAGAAAAAAAUAUCUCUUGAACGCUUUGACUUAAAGUUUCCAAAUUUCGUUUUGGUGAGGUCUGUAGGCCGGGUUUGACUUAAUUGCCCUUUGUUUUUUUAAGAGGUAGUACAUGUAGUUAAUUCGACUCCGAUGACAACUUCCAAUUAGCGCCCUCUGUUGUCGGAGUAGCUCUUGUGAAAGUAGUCUAUUGAGUAUAUAGACUGCAAAACCAAUGAUUGUAAUAACUUAAGUUGCUCUACUUUUACAAUCGAUAAAGAAGUCAUUGCAGCUGCAGUUUAUACUUUUUUCUUUUCUUUGCAUCUAAAAAAAUACUCUGUACUUGGGAACGAGGAAAAAAUGUCACCAAUGAACCCCUGGACAUGCUUCGUGUGUGUCCCUUUUUAUUUAAUCGACAAUUUUGAAAACAAUAUUGAGGAUCGACGUUCUAUAGGAUGCUAAAUUGAGGGCACAGGGACUAAAACCAAGGUUCAUCUUGACAAUAUUUGUAGAUUUAAGUAAAGUUAAUGUACGACUUCACUGUA